Molecule: messenger RNA, 2604 nt
Organism: Poeciliopsis prolifica (blackstripe livebearer)
Lineage: Eukaryota; Metazoa; Chordata; Actinopteri; Cyprinodontiformes; Poeciliidae
Gene: plaa
Product: phospholipase A2-activating protein
Biological process (GO): ubiquitin recycling; proteasome-mediated ubiquitin-dependent protein catabolic process
Cellular component (GO): cytoplasm; nucleus
Molecular function (GO): ubiquitin binding
Source: RefSeq, a predicted model, not a curated record
UCAGAAGCGGCGGAUGUUGACAGCGGCACCGCUUAGCUUUAACACUGGCGUCAUAGUUUCACUUUGUUGUUGUAGUUGUCCAAAAACAUGGCAUCAUCUAACUCGUUCAAACUCAGAUGCUCCAUCCCGGGCCACGAGAUGGACGUGAGGGGACUGGCGGCCGCCAUUUUUCCAGAGGGAGCUUUCGUGUCCGUGUCCAGAGACCGAACCGGAAGAGUUUGGGUACCGAACUCCAGCCCAGAGGUAGGAUUCUCUGAGAUGCAUUGUAUGUCUGGACACUCAAAUUUUGUAUCUUGCGUAUGCGUCAUCGCACCCAAUGAAACGUACCCCCGAGGGCUGAUUGCCACUGGUGGGAAUGAUAACAACGUUUGUAUUUUUACUCUGGACCGGCCGCAGCCCCUCUACACCCUGGAAGGUCACAAAAAUACAGUUUGCACUUUGUCCUCUGGGAAAUUUGGAACGCUUUUGAGUGGCUCCUGGGACACAACGGCCAAAGUCUGGCUCAAUGAGAAGUGCAUGAUGACUUUGCAGGGACACACUGCGGCUGUUUGGGCGGUGAUCAUCCUACCUGAACAAGGCCUCAUGCUUUCAGGAUCAGCAGAUAAGACCGUCAAGCUUUGGAGGGCUGGCCGAUGUGAGCGAACGUUUACAGGACAUGAGGAUUGUGUAAGAGGACUGGCAGUCAUCAGCAACACAGAGUUCUUAUCCUGCAGCAAUGACACAAGUAUUCGAAGGUGGCAGGUGACGGGCGAAUGCAUACAGGUCUACUACAGUCACACCAACUACAUCUACAGCCUUGCAGUCUUCCCCAAUAGUGAAGAUUUUAUCAGUACAGGAGAGGACAGAUCGUUAAGGAUAUGGAGGCAAGGGGAGUGCUGCCAGACCAUCCGUUUCCCAGCCCAAUCAGUCUGGUGCUGCUGUGUUCUACCCAAUGGGGACAUUGCUGUUGGUGCCAGCGAUGGCAUUAUUCGCAUUUUCACGGAAGCUGAGGACCGCAUGGCGAGCGCCGAAGACCUACAGGCCUUUGAGGACGAGCUCUCCAAAGCCACCAUAGACCCGAAGACGGGGGAUCUUGGAGACAUCAAACUGGAAGACCUUCCUGGAAGAGAACACCUAAACGAGCCCGGGAAUCGCGACGGGCAGACACGUUUGAUCAAAGACGGACAGAAGGUGGAGGCGUACCAGUGGAGCGUCAGCGAUGGCCGCUGGGUGAAAAUCGGGGACGUGGUCGGCGGCUCCAACCAGCAGACCUCUAAGAGCGUUGUGUACGAAGGGAAGGAGUACGACUACGUCACCAUCGACGUGAACGAGGAAGGGCCGUCCAUGAAGCUGCCUUACAACGUGACCGACGACCCCUGGCUGGUGGCGCACAACUUUCUGCAGAAAAACGACCUCAGCCCCAUGUUCCUCGACCAAGUUGCUAAUUUUAUUAUCGAGAACACUAAAGGACACGUGGUGGGUCCUGCUCAGAUCGGUGGUGGCGAUCCGUUCACAGGAGGAUCUCGAUACGUUCCUGGCUCAUCUAACGAUGGCUCCGGCUUCGGCGCAGAUCCUUUUACAGGUGCUGGGCGCUACAUCCCAGGGUCAAGUUCCAACGCCAGCGCUCCUUCAGGUGUGGCAGAUCCAUUCACUGGAAAAGGCGCGUAUUCCUCAGGAGCCCAAAAACAGACCUCAACUAACAUCUACUUCCCUAAAACUGAUGGCGUGACCUUUGAGCAAGCCAAUGCCCCUCAGAUUAUCGCCAAGCUAAAGGAGCUGAAUGUAGGGGCCCCUCGGGAGCACAAGCUCUCUGACGACACCAUGGAAAGCCUUGAGCAGCUGCUGCUGGUGGUGUGUGGGGUGAACUCACCUGAACCUCCUCCUACCAUUCAGCAGAUCAGCCUCCUCUGGAAGGUCUCGCAUUGGCCUGAAGAUAUUGUGUUCCCUGUCCUGGACAUCUUGAGGCUUGCGGUGCGCCACCCGCAGGUUAACGAGAGCCUCUGCGGCGAGGCAGAAGGCGUCCAGCUGUGCAACCACCUGCUGAGCCUGAUGAGGCCUGAGGGUCGCCCCGCCAACCAGCUGCUGGCGCUGCGCACGCUGUGCAACAGCUUCAGCGGCAGACACGGCCGAGCUCUUCUCGUGUCGCAGCGCGAAGCCGUACUGUCGCGCGCCGCCGACCUGGCCGCCGUCCACAACAAGAACAUCCACAUCGCCCUGGCAACUUUGGUGCUGAACUACGCGGGCUGCUUUCACAUUCAGCCCGACCUGGACGCCAAGGCUCAGUGUCUAUCGGUGGCCAGCAGAGCCCUGGAGACGGUACAGGACAAGGAGGCUAUAUUUAGGCUGCUUGUUGCCUUGGGAACCACGGUGGCCUCGGACCAGACGGCCCAGGACUUGGCGCGCUCGCUGGGCGUCGGCUCUCAGAUUUCCAAGUACUCCACAGUGUCGGAGCCGUCGAAGCUGGGCGAGUGUUGCCAGCUGGUUUUAAAAGAACUACAAUGAUGAGAAGAAUUAGCGAUAAGAUGAGCGCUUCUUUUUAAUACUCUGUUCUCCUUAUUCAGUCUCAUUGAGAUGGAAAUACUACACUUGUAUGGCCUGCAAUAAAAAGAGCAAACUUUCUUUGUA